Molecule: messenger RNA, 9354 nt
Organism: Apodemus sylvaticus (European woodmouse)
Lineage: Eukaryota; Metazoa; Chordata; Mammalia; Rodentia; Muridae
Gene: Braf
Product: B-Raf proto-oncogene, serine/threonine kinase
Exons: 19
Coding region: 182-2515 (777 amino acids)
Biological process (GO): signal transduction; protein phosphorylation
Cellular component (GO): plasma membrane; cytosol; mitochondrion
Molecular function (GO): ATP binding; protein kinase activity
Source: RefSeq, a predicted model, not a curated record
CCCUCCGAAUCCCCUCAGGCUCGGCUGCGCCGAGGGCCGCCGGCGGGUUCCAGAGGUGGCCUCCGCCCCGGCCGCUCCGCCCACGCCCCCCUGCGCCUCCGCGCCCGCCUCCGCCCGCCCUGCGCCUCCCUUCCCCCUCCCCGCCCCGCGGCGGCCGCUCGGCCCUGCUCGCGCUUCGAAGAUGGCGGCGUUGAGUGGCGGCGGUGGCAGCAGCGGUGGUGGUGGCGGCGGCGGCGACGGCGGCGGCGCAGAGCGGGGCCAGGCGCUGUUCAAUGGCGACAUGGAGCUGGAGGCCGGCGCUGGCGCCGCGGCCUCUUUGGCUGUGGACCCGACCAUUCCUGAAGAGGUGUGGAAUAUCAAGCAAAUGAUUAAGUUGACACAGGAACAUAUAGAGGCCCUAUUGGACAAAUUUGGUGGAGAGCAUAACCCACCAUCAAUAUACUUGGAGGCCUAUGAAGAGUACACCAGCAAGCUAGAUGCCCUUCAGCAAAGAGAGCAGCAGCUACUAGAAGCCCUGGGUAAUGGAGCAGAUUUCUCUGUGUCUAGCUCUGCAUCAAUGGACACCGUUACAUCCUCCUCCUCUUCUAGCCUUUCAGUGCUACCAUCAUCUCUUUCAGUUUUUCAAACUCCCACAGAUGUAUCACGGAACAACCCCAAGUCACCACAGAAACCUAUCGUUAGAGUCUUCCUGCCCAACAAACAGAGGACAGUGGUACCCGCAAGAUGUGGUGUUACAGUCCGAGACAGUCUAAAGAAAGCACUGAUGAUGAGAGGCCUCAUCCCAGAGUGCUGUGCUGUUUACAGAAUUCAGGAUGGAGAGAAGAAACCAAUUGGCUGGGACACUGAUAUUUCCUGGCUUACUGGAGAGGAGUUACAUGUUGAAGUACUAGAGAAUGUUCCACUUACAACACACAACUUCGUACGGAAAACUUUUUUCACCUUAGCAUUUUGUGACUUUUGCCGAAAGCUGCUUUUCCAGGGUUUCCGCUGUCAAACAUGUGGUUAUAAAUUUCACCAGCGUUGUAGUACAGAGGUUCCACUGAUGUGUGUUAAUUAUGACCAACUUGAUUUGCUGUUUGUCUCCAAGUUCUUUGAGCAUCACCCAGUACCACAGGAGGAGGCCUCCUUAGCAGCGACUGCCCUUCCAUCUGGACCCUCUUCCGCACCCCCCUCAGACUCUAUUGGGCCCCAAAUCCUCACCAGUCCAUCUCCUUCAAAAUCCAUUCCAAUUCCACAGCCCUUCCGACCAGCAGAUGAAGAUCAUCGCAAUCAGUUUGGGCAGCGAGACCGGUCCUCCUCCGCUCCCAAUGUCCAUAUAAAUACAAUUGAGCCUGUCAAUAUUGAUGAUUUGAUUAAAGACCCGGGGUUUCGUGCUGAUGGAGGAUCAGCCCCAGGCCUGUCCGCCACCCCACCUGCCUCAUUACCGGGUUCACUCACUAACGUGAAAGCCUUACAGAAAUCUCCAGGGCCUCAGCGGGAACGGAAAUCCUCCUCGUCCUCAUCCUCGGAAGACAGGAGUCGGAUGAAAACACUUGGUAGAAGAGAUUCAAGUGAUGAUUGGGAGAUUCCUGAUGGACAGAUUACAGUGGGACAGAGAAUUGGAUCUGGGUCAUUUGGAACUGUCUACAAGGGAAAAUGGCAUGGCGAUGUGGCAGUGAAAAUGUUGAAUGUGACAGCACCCACACCUCAACAGUUACAGGCCUUCAAAAAUGAAGUAGGAGUACUCAGGAAAACUCGCCAUGUGAACAUCCUCCUUUUCAUGGGCUAUUCUACAAAGCCACAGCUGGCGAUUGUUACACAGUGGUGUGAGGGCUCCAGCCUGUAUCACCAUCUCCACAUCAUUGAGACCAAAUUUGAGAUGAUCAAACUUAUAGACAUUGCACGGCAGACUGCUCAGGGCAUGGAUUACUUACACGCCAAGUCAAUCAUCCACAGAGACCUCAAGAGUAAUAAUAUAUUUCUUCAUGAAGACCUCACGGUAAAAAUAGGUGACUUUGGUCUAGCCACAGUGAAAUCUCGGUGGAGUGGGUCACAUCAGUUUGAACAGUUGUCUGGAUCUAUUUUGUGGAUGGCACCAGAAGUAAUCAGAAUGCAAGAUAAAAACCCAUAUAGCUUUCAGUCAGAUGUGUAUGCAUUUGGGAUUGUUCUGUAUGAACUGAUGACUGGCCUGCUACCUUAUUCAAACAUCAACAACAGGGAUCAGAUAAUUUUUAUGGUGGGACGAGGAUACCUAUCUCCAGAUCUCAGUAAGGUACGGAGUAACUGUCCAAAAGCCAUGAAGAGAUUAAUGGCAGAGUGCCUCAAAAAGAAAAGAGAGGAGAGACCACUCUUUCCCCAAAUUCUCGCCUCCAUUGAGCUACUGGCCCGCUCAUUGCCAAAAAUUCACCGCAGCGCGUCAGAGCCCUCCUUGAAUCGGGCUGGCUUCCAAACAGAAGAUUUUAGUCUGUAUGCUUGUGCUUCUCCGAAAACUCCCAUCCAAGCAGGGGGAUAUGGAGAAUUUGCAGCCUUCAAGUAGCCAGUCCAUCACGGCAGCAUCUACUCUUGAUUUCUUAAGUUUUGUGUUCAUACAGUUUGUUAACAUCAAAAAACAGUUCUGUUCCUCAAAUUUUUUUUAAGAUACAACAUUUUCAAUGCAUAAGCUCAUGUGGAACAGAAUGGAAUUUUCUAUUCAACAAAAGAGGGAAGAAUGUUUUAGGAACCAGAAUUCUCUGCUGCCCGUGUUUCUUCUUCAACAUAAAUAUCACGUGCAUACAAGUCUGCCCAUUCUCAAGAAGAAAGAGGAGAGACCCUGAAUUCUGCCCUUUUGGUGGUCAGGCAUGAUGGGAAGAAUUUGCUGCUACAGCUUGGGAAAAUUGCUAUGGAAAGUCUGCCGGUCAACUUUGCCCUUCUAACCACCAGAUCAGUUUGUGGCUGGUCAUCGGAUGGGGCGAUUUCAAUCACCAAGCAUCAUUCUUGCCUGUCCUGGGGUUCCUUGUGGAACACUUUCGCUGUCCAGCACCGUUCAUUCUGAGGGAUGGAGUAGAUGCAGCAUACCCUGUGUGGGGCUUGUCCAGUCCUCAGCAGACGCUGCCACAGUGAGGCUCUUUACUCAGUGGUGGGCAAGAGCUGAGGACAGGCUGCCGUGGGGCAGAGAGGAGGGGGUGCUGCAUCGUCCUCCUCACCUCGCGCUCAGCUCACCCUGGUUGCCUGCUCCCUGGGCCCCGCCUAACACUCAGGCUGCUCAGUGCCGGCUCACAUCACCUUCUGUUCUCAUUGGGUCCAGCAACUGAGGAGAGGGUUGGGGGAUUGCUUCCUCACAACGUAGCGAAUUCUCAGGAAAACGCAGUCCAUAUCCUCUCAGCUCUCCCAGUUCCCAGAUACAAGGCUCCAUUGUCCAGGACAUAAGACGCCAUGGAUGACACCUGAUUAAAAGCCCACAAAACUGCUUACUGACAGUUUUGAAUAUGAGGCAUUUGUGUAAUUUAAAUGUAAGGUACAGGUUUUAAUUUCUGAGUUUCUUCUGUUUUUAUUUAAAAGAAGAAAAUAAUUUUCAGGUUUAAUUGGAAUAAAUGAAUACUUCCCACAAGGCUAUAUUCCCUGAAAAUUAUAUUUUUGUUAAUUGUAAACAACUUUUAAAGAAUAAUUAUUAUCCUUUUCUCUACCUAAAAUUAUAGGGAAUUUUAGCAUAAUGACAAUUAUUUAUACUUUUUAGGUAAAUGGUACUUGCUGGAUCCACACUAACAUCUUCUCUAACAAUCCCAUUAUUUCUUCCAACUUAACUCCUACACUGCAUCCUGCAUCCUCUUUCUAGUCUUUAUCUAUAAUGUGCAACCUAAAAAAAAGUGCUGGUGUCUUCUUCCUAUUCCUUUUUUUCCCCAAGCCUGGUCUUCAAAAGGUUGGGUAAUUUAGUAGCUGAGUUCCCUAGGUAGGAGUAGAACUAUUAGGGUCAUUGGAGUUGUGUGAAAGCAUGAGGCCUGUUCCCAGUUGUUCUUACAGGACCCAAAAUCUUACCUUUGCACAGAUCCAAAAUAUAACCUCAUCACAGCUUCCUUAGCCUUUACUUAAAGGUAAUAUAAAAAUCAUCAUAGUAGUAAAGGAAACAACUGGCUGGAUUGAUGGCCAGGACUUCUCUUAUCCAGGAAUCCUGAAUCUUCAAGAAUUAAACAUGCAAAUUAAAGGAGAUGUACUUAGCAACUUCAAGCCAAGAACUUCACCCCUCCCCCCAAAAAAUACUAUCAAAUCUAAAAUAAAAUGAAAUUUUGAGUUAUUUUUAAAGUUCAAAUUGUAAUUGAUACCACUGUGUAUUUAAGCCUACUCACUGCAGUCAAAUGAAUUUUGCUAAACUCAUUGCCAGAUGGUUGUGGUGGUAGUGUGCACCUUUAAUCCAAGCAACUCGGGAGGCAGAGUGAUCUCUAUGAAUAUAAGGCCUGCCUGUUCUGCAGAGCUAAUUCCAGAAUAACCAGGGCUGCAACAACAACAACAACCAAAAAGAAAAAAUUUUUCAAACAAUAAAAGUUAACUAAAAUGUCAUCAAAGGAAGGCCUACUGGAAGUUUUAUAUAUUCCCAGUAAAUUGGAAAAUAUUCAGAAGUUAUUAACCAGUUAGCAAGUGUAUUUUUAAGUCUUACAUAAAUAAAGCAAAGUCUUAAAAUUUUUCAAAGCUGAGAAGAUAAUUGUGCUUGAUACGAAAAAUAGACUUUGGCCACAGAUGCACAUUUAGGUCCUGCUGAGGAGUGAGAGCCUUCAAGGCUUGCCCUGGUGGAGGACCUCCUCAGCGCUGGGGGUGGGGCCAGCCCUCAAGGAAGGAAGUUAGCAUGUGAGUGGCCUAGAUAAGAGGCAAAGGGACAGACUUCUUCCUCUCAUUUUAGUAUAGAAUGAUGUCUCACUUGAAAAGGGAAAGUAGGGUUGAUAUUAAAUGAAGCUGUGCCCAGAAACCAGGCUCAGGGUAUUGUGAGUUUUGUUUUUUUUUUAAAUAGAAGAAUAUAAAAAAAUAAAUAUUUAAACCUUCUUUCUUGUUUUCUAUCAAAUAGUUUUUUUUUUUCUUAUCGUGUACAAACAACAUAAAAAGGGUUUCUUUUUGUGGGGUUUUCUUUUUCUUUUUCUUUUUUUUUAGACUGCAGAUAAUCUUGUUGAGCUCCUCAGAGAAUACAAGGAAGCCCUUGUUUGUGCAGAGCACUUUAUGAGUAACUCAUAGACAGAAUGUAGGUGCCUCGUGAGGUCUUUUAAGGCUUGAGUGUAACUAUAUAGGACUGUUUAACUAGGUAGGAUUCCUGAUGGACUUUUCACUAUUAAGCUACAGGACCCAAUCUCUACCACUAAGAUAUUAUUAACCUCAAAAUAUAGUUUAUAGAAGGAAUUUGCAAAUAGAAUAUCCAGUGUGAUCAUUUAUACUUAUAUGCAUCUUCAACGAAGAUUCUUUGCAACUUGUCAGAUUCUGGUUCCUGAACAGCCCGUUUCUAUAUUUGAGGUUGAGAGGGCAUAAUGAAGCAUCCUAAAAGACAAUCUGAUAUAAACUGUGUGCUAGAUUUAUGCUGGUAUAGGAGAAAGCAUUCUGUAGAGACAUGGUUUAAGACUGCAGCACUGUCAACUGGAAACCUUGUAAAUACUUCCUAUCUUGGUGCAGCCCCGCCCCUUUUAUCACGUGAUGCUGUCUUGUGCUUGUCAGGCACCAUCAGAGCUGCUGUGCAUCCCUCUGCAGAUCUCACCUGUCCCCACUGCACACCCACUCCAGCCUCUUGCAAACCUCAGCUUCUAGCUUUAGUUGGAAACACAGUUCAGGGUUCAGGUGACUUCUUCGGGGGGCGGGGGGGGGGAACCUACCUCCUCAGAAUGAGGUAAUGAAUAUUUAUUUUAAAGUGUGAAAAGUCGGGAGCUCUAGAACAUGAAAAUGAGUUUUUAACUUCUAUGUGUACUUGUAGUUGAGCACUCGUUUUUGUCCUAAAGGGCAUUGUACAUUUAAGCAGUGAUACUGUUUAAAGAUGUUUUUCUUUAAAGUUGUAGCUCAGAGUAUCUGUUGUUGGAAUUGGUGCCAGAGUCUGCUUAAUAUAUUUUAGAAUCCUAAUCUUAAGUCAGUCGCAUGAAGUUAAGUAGUUAUGGUAACACUUUGCUAACCAUGAUAUAAUUCUACUUUUCAGUAGUGGGUUUGAUUAAACUGUAGGCCUUCAAAGUGAGUUGGCCACAGCUUUGUCACAUGCACAGCUACUCAUCUAAAGAGACUGCCCAGCUAAGAGGGUAGAAGGAUACCCUACCCUUUUUCAUAAGAUUCUCUUCUUUGUCCACGUUGGCACUGUUAGUACUAGUAUAUCAGCACCUUGACCAGCCGAUGUCGACCAAUAAGCUAUUUUUAAAACCAUAGCCAGAGAUGGAGAGUUCACUCUGAGCAGAAACAGCAGGAAGCUUAGAGGAGUGAAACCAUGUAGGGAGGCUCUAGAAAAAUAUCUUGACAAUUUGCCAAAUGAUCUUACUGUGCCUUCAUGAUGCAAUAAAAAAGCUAACAUUUUAGCAGAAAUCAGUGAUUUAUGAAGAGAAUGGCCAGUCUGGUUUAACUCAGCUGUGAUAAUAUUUUUUAGAGUGCAAUUUAGACUAAGAAGAUAAAUGCACUAAAAAGUUUAUAGCCAAUUCACAUUUAAAAAAUAAAAAAAUGGUAAACUUUCAGUGAAAUAUUUUUUUAAAGCACAUAAUCCCUAGUAUAGCCAGAAAUAGUUACCACAUAGAGCAACUAGGCCUAAAAUAUAGUUGUGACAUUUCUAGAGAAAUCUUUUCUACUCCUACAGGCUCUUCAAAGCAUGGAACUUUUAUACAAAAUGUUGGACAUUUUAAGACACUGCUGUAGUUCCGUUUUGAAUCAGUGUGUGCGGGGCAGCAAUCAUGUACUGACUCAGUGAGAAAAGAAACAAUUGUGGAUGUGAUUUGUCUUCAGAGAAAGGCUGCCAACCUAGAUACUGAGUUCUCAGAGCUUCAAGUAUAAACUUGCCUCCCAAGGUCCUGUUUGCAAGUGAAGUGCAACUGGCUGCUCCAGUGCAUGAAGGAAGCUCAUGAGGGAAGGGGGGCUGCCUCUGAAGGGACAGUGGAAUAGAGAGAGAGCUGGUGGGGUGUCAGCGGACGCUCGUGCUGUGUACUUGUGUUCCACUCAGACACCGAGAUGAAGUGUUGACCCCAGAGGGGGCUGGCAUGGCUAGUGUAUUUGUAGGGUUAUAUCAGUUCAUCAGACAAUAACUUUCAAAGUUUCAGAUAACUGAUCUUUACUUCCAUUUUGACAGAGACAUUUAAAUGGAAAUUUAGUCCUAAUUUUUGUCAUUUGAAAGGAAAAACUAACAGUUCCUAUAAGGUACUUUUGAAGUGGAAUCUGACAUCCUAAUUUUUUCUCGUCAGUGGGUUUGCAGCGAGGGCCUUGUAUGCACUAAGACAAGGGUUCUACCACUAGGCCACAUUUCCCAGUAAAUACAAUGUUAACAGUUAAAACAUACACACACAAAUAUAAAUACACACACCUUAUUACCACCUUAGUAAAGUGAGAAAUGUGGGCCUUUGUUUCAGUCUCCACAAUUUCAACUGUCCUGUUUAUAACUUACUCAAUCAGUAUCACUAAGCUGUUUACUUUUAUUUACCUGUUUUGACUAAUUGCAGCUAUCUAACCAGUUGUGCAUGAGGACAACAGCCAGUAUGGUGUUUUGUUUUGUUUUUGUUUUGUGGUGCAUUUUUUGUAAAGAAUUCUGUAGAUUGAAGUGCUCUUUGAAAACAGAACUGAAAUAUAUUUAUUCUUGUUAGUAUCAAAAACCAUUUUGUGCAAAUCAUUUGCUUUUCCUGGCAGGCUGAGCACAUUGCCCAGCACUCACGAUUGCUGGUUCCCAUCUACAGUGCACAGGGGAGACAGACAGGAAGCACAUGAGGGGAGUGUCUACACAGCUGGAAUGGGGGUUGUAGGCAAGGUAUGCAGUUCUGUAUUGACUUGGAAAUCACUGUUGUUUUAAGACUGUUGAACCCAUGUGUGCUUGGCUGGGUUGUGAGUUACAUGAAGAAACUGCAAUCUAGCAUAAGCAGACAAAGCUCACAGACUAGGCACAAAUGGAAGAAAAUGGACCAAAAUAAGGCAGGGUGACAAUUAAAUCUAGGCCUUCAGAGAAAACUAAGGGUGGAAGAUGAAUUAUAAUCACCUGAAUACAAUGUAAGAGUGCAAUAAGUGUGCUUAUUCUAAGCUGUGAACUUUUUUUUAAAUCAUUCCUUUCUAAUUCCAUGUUCCAUGGCUGACUAGAACCGGUUAUGUGAACAUAUGCCUUUUUAUUCCCAUUAGCUACCAGCUUACAUGGCUAACCUUACUGUCAUAUUUAUCUUCAUUUCGUGGUAGUUUUCACCCCAGGUGUGUGUGUGCUGUACUCUUCCUCCCUUUACCUGAAAACACUUUCCCUGGGUUGUCUCCUUGGCCAUUCCACAACACAGCUUUGGUUUGGCUUUCAAUGUCACCUUAUUUGAUGGACUGUGUCCCAGUAACAGAAUAUAUGGUAUUCCCAUUGCUGGGUGUACUUUCAACCUUUGCUUCCACAGCACUUGUGUCUCCUAAGAUAAUCAGACGGCUCACGGAUCAGGGGUGGACUUCACCAUUCACCAUGGCUCUUCAAUCCUAUUAAAUAGACCACUCUUGGGCUUUAGACCAGGAAAAGGAGACAACUCUAGCAUCUACCAAGCCUCACCCUUAAAGGUCACGCGCACUUCUUGGUCUGAGGGCAAGUCUCCAGUAAGGGAGAGGGGAGAAAAGUGCUUCCUGUUUGAGCUGCAGUGAAUUACUACAGCUGCCGCACCUAUGGCAACUCAUGCAUUCCUCUUGUCUGUAACUGCCAAAGGCUGGGUUUAUCUCACUUCAGUUCCACUCAAGCAUUCAAGAGGUUCUCAUGGAGUCUGGGGAGUGGCCAGUGAAAAGAUGGGGACUUUUCAUUAUCCAUAGACCUCUCUAUGCCUGCUUUGCAAAAAUUAUAAUGGAGUAACUAUUUUUAAAGCUUAUUUUUCAAUUCAUAAAAAAAGACAUUUAUUUUCAAUCAAAUGGAUGAUGUCUCUUAUCCCUUAUCCCUCAAUGUUUGCUUGAAUUUUGUUUCUUCCCUAUACCUACUUCCUAAUUCUUUAGUUCCUUCCUGCUCAGGUCCCUUCAUUUGUACUUUGGAGUUUUUCUCAUGUAAAUUUGUAUAAUGGAAAAUAUUGUUCAGUUUGGAUAGAAAGCAUGCAGAAUUAAAUAAAAAAGAUAGCUGAAAAUCAAAUUGAAAUUUAUUUCUGUGUAAAGUUAUUUAAAAAACUCUGUAUUAUAUUUAAAAGAAAAAAGCCCCCCCAAAAAAGUGCUAUGUAAUUGAUGUGAAUAUGCGAAUACUGCUUUAAUAAAGAUUGACUGCAU